AUGCUGCUCAUGACGGCGGGCGACGCCGCAUCCUUCAUCUCGGACCCGUCCCAGUUCUCUCCCUCGGCCACGUCCAAAUCGCUCCCAUCGACAAAGACGUCACUGUCCCGCAGCGCACGGAGCGGCAGGGAAGGGUCUGGUGACAUUGACGUUGACCUCGCCUCAGGGCAGCAGUCAAAGGUUCAGCUCGACAAGCGCCGCAUGAUCCUUCUGGAAAUCGUCGAAACAGAAGUCACCUAUGUUCGGGACCUCCGUGCACUUGUGCACAUCUAUCUGCCCCAGCUCGCGGCCCUCCCGCACGUCUCUGAACGCAUCCACCAGCUCAUUGUUCGCAAUACGGCCGAGCUUCUCGACUUCCACAUUGGCCUCGUCGGCCACAUGGUUGACAUUCUCAAGUUCUCGGGCUUGAGCUACGAAUCGUCGGAUGCACACACGAUCGACACGGUGACCAAAGGACUGGCGGAUCUAUUUGUUUCCGAAGGGACCAGCUUUGCGCUCUACAACGACUAUUGCGCGGGAUCGACGGCAGCCGCGGCUUUGGUACGCACCAUUGCCCACAGAAGCGACUACGAGGCCUUCGAGAAACGAUGCCAGAUCAUCUCGUCGUCGGCCCCACACGCAACCCUCCUCGACAUCCUCACCAACCAGCAGUCGACCCCACUCGGCUCGCGCCUGCGCUUCAGAGACAUCCUCAUCACUCCAGUCCAGCGAGUGUGUCGAUACCCUCUGUUGCUCGCAUCGUUGCUCGCCGAUGUGAAUCGGGAUCAACCGAUGAGCGACGUGGUCGCAGCAGUGGAGGCCGCACAGGUUUCAAUGCGAGCAGUCGCCGAGAAUGCUGAUGAUGCUCGCCGACGGAAGGAGGCAGAGCUCAAGACGGCAACAGUGGCGGAGCGAAUUGAAACACACCCAGUUCUCACGCGCAAUUUCCUGGGUCGCCUGGGAACCUGUCGUCUAAUUGGCGCACUCGACGUUCUCUACCACCACAGCGCCGACUCCAAGGUGCGCUAUCUCGCCGCAUUCCUGUACCGUGGGUACAUUAUUCUGGCAAAGGUCCAAAAGGCCAGGGGCACCUUUGAGCCAAAGCAUUAUCUCCCACUCGAAGUUUUCGAGUUGGCCGAUAUCAAGAAGGGUGAGAAUAUUCCCAGGGCUUCGGCGCUGACGUCAGGCAUUCUCCCGCACACUAUUCGCAUGUCCGCCCGCGACCAUCACUUUGAUCUGGCCGCGUCUUGUGAAACCGAAAAGGACGUGUGGAUGGCCGAGAUGACGGCGGCUAGGAACGAGAGCACAGUGCCACCAUUCGAGCUUCCAUCGAGUGUGGCGCUUUACAGCGUCCGGUCCCGUCACUCGUCAACAGUCAUUGCCGAGCGCCCACCACAGCUCCCGCCCGUUAUUAAGCGGCAUACAGUGUUUGGCUUGGAGGAGCUGUCGAUUGUGGAGCCGGCGACGCCAGAGGAUUCGUGCUUUGCCAGCCCCGAGGCUAUCGAGCCAGAGCGACCACAGACACCCCCCGGAUACCACCGCUUACAGAGUGGCCAGGUCCUCCUACGCCGCACCUCCAUGUCUCAGCGCCUUCUCAUCGACCGCGCGCUCAUCGACGUCAUGUCCGAGACGCUCUCAACGACCCGCAGCAGGGUUAUGGCACAGUCCAUCCCGGACGCUCCCCCACUCCGCCGCCAACGCAGCAUUGCGUCACUGGCCGACCUCGUCUCUUCGCCUGAACUCAGAAGCGUGUUGCUGCCCAACAGGACACGGUCACGCUCAGCUGUGCGUGCCAGCCGCCUCAUCGUUGGCGACGGUGGCAUCGCCGUACAUGUCGACGGUGAAGCAGACCUCUCCCGCAACAACUCGUUCGCCUCCCUCACCGAUGCCCCGCCCAAGCGCCACUCAUCCGUGUCCCUCCGCCGUGGGGUCGAGGCCAUGACGCCGAGCCGCGUGGUGCUCCACCGCAAGAGCACCUCGCUGUCGUCGGGCCGCCCAGUGUUCACCCUCAACCGCGCGUCGUCGCUCCCAUCGUCUCCCGCCGUCGAAGCCAAGGUGAUUCGAGACGACGGCUCUGACCGCGCGCCAGCCGACGCCGAGCGAACCGAGACGCUCGAGACGCUCGACGACGACGACAAGACCGACGCCAAGAGCGACGGCGACUUUGUAAUUGUUCCAGAUAACCUACCUGAACCCGCACCACAACACACGCCAAAGCGGGCUAGCACUCUCAAGAGAUCCCUAUCAUUCUUUGCUCGCAAGGGGCUCACGCCGCUCGACACGGUCGAGCUGCCACAAGACUUUGGUCCUCGUUCGGCCGGGUCCAGCGGUGGCAGCCCGCACCUCACGGUGGCGAGCGCGCCCUCUACGCCUUUCGGCUCGCCUCAACCUCUCAAGCGCCGCCGCAGUGUGCGCCUUUUUGGUCAACUUCGGGGCUUCACUCCAAUCUAG
This is a messenger RNA of Vanrija pseudolonga, 2430 nucleotides long. RefSeq names its product Pleckstrin y domain-containing family G member 2 (gene Plekhg2). Gene Ontology annotation, biological process: regulation of GTPase activity. Bases 1 to 2430 code for a protein of 809 amino acids. The transcript has a single exon. NCBI's taxonomy places the organism in Eukaryota, Fungi, Basidiomycota, Tremellomycetes, Trichosporonales, Trichosporonaceae. Gene Ontology annotation, molecular function: guanyl-nucleotide exchange factor activity. Gene Ontology annotation, cellular component: cytoplasm. The record is from RefSeq and is a predicted model, not a curated record.